Messenger RNA from Acanthaster planci (crown-of-thorns starfish), 8612 nucleotides. It is a transcript of the gene espl1, whose product is annotated as extra spindle pole bodies like 1, separase. The record is from RefSeq and is a predicted model, not a curated record. Gene Ontology annotation, molecular function: cysteine-type endopeptidase activity. NCBI's taxonomy places the organism in Eukaryota, Metazoa, Echinodermata, Asteroidea, Valvatida, Acanthasteridae. Gene Ontology annotation, biological process: meiotic chromosome separation; proteolysis. Gene Ontology annotation, cellular component: nucleus; mitotic spindle; centrosome.
AGAUCAGUGCAUUUUGAACGAUCAUCUACUGAUCUGGGCCUACCGUAUGUAGUUAGCUGGCUGGUGUGCCAGGUUUGCAGCUCAUCUGAUGUCAGGUUUUCGUAGUUGUAGUCAUACCGAAGAACAUGGCUUAGAACUACUAAAAAAUAUGAUCAUCGUGCUAUGACGUACACAAUUUAACUGUUUCAGUCUCUUCCUAGCUUAGUAACAGUGACAAGUGCCAUGCAGGUGAGACUGACCAAAUUCAUGAGAUUUUAUGUCCAUGAAGACCAAGAAGACUUCUCAGCCAUUAUCUUGUAAGAGGUUUUAGACGUAGUCUGGAACCUUUCACAUUCUGUGUUAUGGAGGGGGAACGACUACUCCAGCGAAUAAAGACCAGUACUGAUGUUGAGCCCGUGCUCAGAGAUUUAGAGGUUUACUUGGCUCCUGUACUGCGUCAUAAAACCAGCCCGUCACAGGAGCAAGCAGCAAAGUAUGGUUUCUAUGCGAUGAAAGUGCUCCGCGCCUGUGUGCAGCAGCUGUCAGCCCUCAAGACGGGCAAUGGCACAGUCGCAGGCAUCAUCUGUAUCGCCAGGAGGAGCUACGAAUGCGUCUGCAAGGUGCUGAAGCACACCAAGUUGGUGCCGCUGUCGCUGGAGAAGCUACUGUUCCACAUGGUGGUGCAGGGCAUGGCCAAAGGGCUGGUGGUAGACGCCACGGCCUUUGCCACGAAUCUCCAUGAGCGCCUGGGCCUGUGCCGGAACAAUUUCAUCACCGGGGACGGCGUCGACAAUGAGUACGACACGGUGUGCAAGCAGGCCUUCAACCAGCUCUGGAAGGCCUGCGUGGACCUGGAGCACUCCUCCAAGCAGGGGGCCAUGAAGCACGUGGUGGUGCUGGAUGUUCGGUUGCAGGCACUCAACUUCUUGAUGCUGACAAGUUACGAAGUGUCAUGGGUGGUUGAGAGAGCUUUCCGGACCAUUGUCGAGUUUGACCGAGCCAGCAGUAACUCAAUGGAAGAGAAUAAUCAAGUACUUGAGUUCCUCAGGCAUAUCUUGAAAUCUUUGCUCAGUGAUCUACGAGAUGCCAGGAAAAAGCAAGACCUGCAGUCUGAGGAGGCAUCAGAGCUUCUGCCUCCGCUGUUUGAACUGAGUCUUCUGUUUGCAAAGCGUUGCAGUCAUCUCAAGAGACCCGAAGAAGCAAUGAGCCUGUGCAAGCAACUCCAAGAGAUCAUCACCAGCAAUUGCAGGAAACAUUGCAAGAAACUUUACAGUGCUGCCGUGAGCACAAUCGGAGUUACCCUGGAGAUGCGAAACUUCCCAUCGCCACAUGUCUGCAGAAAUACAAAGAAGUCCAAAUCCCACAAAGCCGGAGAUGCUAUCAAGACUGCCGAAGAGCAGAUUGAAGAUGUUGUCGGUAGCACUUCCAAGGUGAUUGAAAAGGGAGAUCAUGAUAUCGCAGCCAUCCAGUGCCUCGUGGAAGCCCUGGAGUUCUUCAAAAAGCAGUUUGAGUGUAUUGUUGACCAGCAAGGCAGGUCACCCAAUCCCUCUAAGGUGGUGAUACCACAAGACCUAGUUCACUCAGUUGAUGCCGCCCUGAAGCUCCUGGUAGACCUGCUCCAGGUGCAGAGGGAGCAGCUGCAGAGCUCCAGCGGUACCCUCCACGAGUCCUCUGCUGGGAAGGGAAAGCAGCAGAGGAUGUCCCUCCAGAAGACGGUCAACAGGCAACUUGCCACGCUCAACCUGAUGGCGGCCAUCCUGCAGGAUCGGAUGGGCCGUCAGGAGGAAGGAGCCACCAGCGCUGAUAUCAGGCAGAUGACACAGGACGCACUGGGCAUCUGCCAGAGAACCCAGUGCAUCAUCGAGGAGGUGUCCAGUGGAGCAGGAGGAGCUUUGUCAAACAAUGAACACAGGUGGUUGGGCACCAAUGCAUACAACCUUGGCCUCAUGUGCUACAGGAAGAAAUGGUACCCCGAUGCUGUGCCACUUCUGAUCAUGGCCUGUGAGCAGCUCCAGAUUUGGUGUGCGACAAAAGAACAGGUGGAUGAAGAAAAAGUCCACAAGGUUCAGCUGUUCAGCAAGCACGAACUCCUUGUGGACUGCCAACGAAAGGCUGGACAGCAUAAAGAGGCCAUGCAAACAGCUGUGACCUAUCUCUGGGCCCACGCCGGUCACCUGACGGAUCAGCUGACCACUGCUGUAGAGUACUGGGUCAAAGCCAAGCGAGACACUGCGAAGAAUGCAGAGGAUGAACGGCUCAGAACAAGAACCCUGCUUGAUGCCAUUCAAGAAAUUGAGGGAACCAUCUCCGAUGAGAGCUCCAGUCUUGUCUCCAAGCUUCUCGAGCAGGAACUUAGCAUCUACAAAGCACAGAGGUAUGACACAACGGUGGAGCAGUAUGCCGUUGUGUGUGAUCUCCUCAGCCUGUACAGCGAAGAUAGGAUGAGACUACACAGGGCACACGCCCGCAUUGAACAGGCCCAGCUAUUACGCGAUGGCACGCUAGACACUGACUGCUCUCCUGUCGACUGCUGCCAGGAGGCCAUUCACCUCCUGGAGGAACUAGCCCAAGACAUCGUGCAACAGCAGCAGGACCAGGAGGCGAGCAGUGCGGAUUACCUGGUGGUGUUUGACCUGCUGGCCACGGCUCACUUCUGGCUCUACAUCUGCCAGAGCGAGGCCAGUCAGGCAACCUAUAUCACGUCCCAGUUUGCCAACACCAAAGGGGAGUCCACUCGAGCAGACUGCCCUGAGCCAGCCACCAUCAAGAAGGACAAAGCCUCCAGUUACCUGCUGUCCACCUCAGGCUACACCCUGGCCACGGAGCACUCGGCUACCGAGCCCCUGGACAGGGCCCUGGACAUCUGGAUGGACCUGGUGGCGGAGGGCUGCAGCCAGUCCAUGUUCAACGACCCAGCGUGCACGUCCUACUGCCUGAAGGUGGCCGCCUCGCUGUGUGAGUUGGCCGACAGGCCCAUACAGCAAGUCCAAGCCCUCAACCUUUUGGUGGUUCUUUCCAUCUCCACCUCAUCAAACGAAGACACCGUCCUGGCCUACUGCCAGAUCAUUCAAGCUCUCUGUCGCAUGGGAGCGGUGGAGGAGGCUACAGCUCUCCUGGCUCCAGCCCAGGCCUUGAUGGGAGAGGCAGAGACGGAGGGCGAAGACGGGGCAGGCCUGCAAGUGGCAUUCACAAUCGCAAAGUGCUACGUGGUGCUGGCAGCCCACAAGACUGGAGAAUUUGAAACGCUCUUGGAGAAAGUCCUCCAGAUCCACAGCCACAAGCGCCGAUCCCGGCAGGCCUACCUCCGGAACGCCUCCAUCAAACACCUCCAGGCCCUCUACCUGCUCCGUCCCCCUUCAGAGCGGUCCCAGGACGCAUCUGUCCUGCGCGGCCUGGUCCCCGACGACCUCUCACCGCUGGAGCUCCAGGCGGAAGCCAUGCGGCUGCAGAUGGGGGUGGGCAGGCUGAUGUUUGGUGAGGGGGUGUUUGGUAAUGAGCAGAGCUUGCAAGGAGAGGGAUUCAAGUUGGCUGCAGUGGGCAAUGAUUCGGGAGGGAAUGACCUAGAGUUCAACCAGUGGACGGUGCUGGCCAACGUGCUGCGGUCACUGUACGAUGUGGGCAGUCUGUACUUGGAGCAGGGGUGCACCAGAGAGGCAAAGAGUUACCUCAAGGAGGGCCUUCUACUGGCUGACAAGUUCAUGCUGCCCAGGAGGAGCGUUGCUUUCCUCCUCCAGCUUUCUAACCUGCACGUCCAGUGCGGUCAGGAAGACGACUGCCAAGCCAGCCUCUCCAAGGUCCAGCAAAUCCUCCACCUUCCGGAGAAAGCAGCCCAAGCAAGAUGGAGAGGUGCAUCAAUGGUUACUCAGGAUGAAAGGAAAAGCAGUAGUGGAUCAGAGACCCAUGAGGAGACUGAUGACGAUAACUUCAUCAGGACAAAGCGGAUCUCCAUCUCUGCCGAGUGCUCCUCGACAACAUGGCGUCUUGAAGACACGGACACUUCUUCCUCUCCUUGGCUGAAAGCUCAAACUGUCAAGCUGCCCAGCUACCACUCCCACCCGUCGGACUGCCUGUGUGCCUCAUGCGCCGACGUAUCCCUCCAUGCGCAAGACAUGACAUCAUUCUUGCGGCUUGCCCAGAGGCUUGAACUUCAGGGCGAACCAACCCAAGCUCUCGCAAACCUACGAGUGGCUCUGGACAUUGGAGACUGGAGUGCAACGAAAACGCCGUCACUCCUGCUCAGGAGUUCCUCUUGCUUACACAAUGAUGAAGGGGUGAAGCAGACUAAAGGACCGGAGAUGAAACUGGCCAGGCCCAGUCGAAGCAGCGGAGGUCAAGUCAACUUGCAUGCAAGAGCAACAACUGAGAUUCACGUAUGCAUCACACGGCUGACUUUACUGAAUGGCAAUCUCUCAGAGGCUGAACACACUAUCGCAGGAGGCCUGGAACUAUCCAUUGAUGAAAACAUUCCUAAGGCAUGGUUGCAUUUUUACAGAAUCCUUGUCUCGCUAGAACUGAAGGCAAGAGCAACUGAGACAACAGUUGGCGAUCUGACAUUCUCAACAUGGGAUUUGCAGCCAAGCAGUAGACAUCACAAGGAUGUGCCAUCUUACGAAGGAGACCUUGUUUCACAGUUUCACCAACUAGACCUGGGCAAGCAAGGGACCAAGCACCAGACCCAGUUCCAAGACAUGGUGUUCUCUGAAAGAAUGCAGCGGCCUGAAGUGUCUCGGAAACUCUCAGAGAAAGUCACUGAGCUGGGUAUCUUCUGUGACGUAAGCGAUAAUGAGGAUGAUUCCGACGGUAUUUCCCACAUGCCAGCUUGCUCGACCAAAAGUAGCAGAAAGUUACAGCAACUUGUCCAAGCAACACCACAUAACGUGGCGUCAAGGUCCAAGAAGGGAGCCCUGAUGUUCAGUGUCAAAAAGAAAAGGCCCGCCAAGAAAACUGUCGAGGUUGAGGCCACACCUCUCCACUCGGCUCCGCUGAGUGCAUUUGAUUUUGAUGAGCCAAGUCCCACAAAGACGAAGAGGAAAGCAACACGUGGCAGGUCCAGCAAAAGUGCGAAAAAAAUCAGCAAGCGCAGCACUGAGAUCAUAGACUUGUGUAAUUCAGAUGAUGGCGAUGUAUUUGAAGAUGAAACUGAGAACAAAGGCCGUAAGACUGCCACAGAAUCAAAGAGACAAACAGCCAAAAAGUCAGUGAGGCUCAACUUGGAUGCAGAAACUUUCUCAAAUCCACUAGAAAAUGAGGACCUAAUGGGGGAAGGUGCUACAUCCAAGCCUUCACAGAAGUCUAUACAACCAACCCAAGUAGGAGACACAGAAACCAAACCUAGGCGGGGUAGAAAACCCCGAGCAGCAGACACAGAACUGGCCGAGCCCAAGGUGACAGCGACGAGAUCGAAACGAGGCCGGAAGCCCAACGUUGAGAACCUGCGGUCAGAGGUCGUAAACCAGGUCAGCAACAAUAUGCUCCUGGAUCUUCUGCCAACUUUCCUGGAGCUGGAAUCACCCACUAAGGUGCACUCACUGUCUCCCGGGAGCCCAAACCAUGGCAGUCUGAACUUUGACUUUGAGAGCAGCCCGUCAACUCGUGACAUCCCGACCCCAGAUUCUCUCUCAGAGAGAACCUCUCUCGCCUUGCCGGAUCUGGACGAGAUUGAAAUCCCCAGAGCGGCCUCAGACUCUGACGAAUCCAGAAGCGCCCUCAAUGUCCGCCGUAAGACAGCCCGGAAGCCAGCAACAUCCAGAAGGAAGACUGCCAAAAAAUGGACUGUUGAAGAUACCGAGGUACCAAGAGGGGCAAAGAAUGCUCCCGUGGAUGCUCUGUCAACAAGGAGAAGGCCACAGCAACAGGCUGUUAUUGCUGACCAGGAUGGAAUCGCUCAAACUGGGUUAUCCAACUUAGACACCAGUCUCGACUCGGUGAUCGCCGGCCUGGAGCAGAUCAGCGCCCAGGUUUGUCACCGUGCCCCCUCCCUCCUGUAUCGCCGUGUGUGCCAGCUACUGGCUGCCUGCCACGGCGACAGGGAGCCAAUGAAGGCAGCUUACUACCUGAGCGAGGCCGCAGCUGUGACCCUGCGUCACCAGAAGCUGGCUAGUCUGGCCAAGAAGAUGAAGAAAUUGAAGAAAGAGCUUGACGCGGACGGCGUCCAGAAUCUGACGGAAUCUCUGGCCGAGAUGGCGCUGGACGGCCGCAGCAAGGCCAGCACGCCACACGGGGCCACCCUACAGCAUCUGGCCAAGCAGAGAGCACUGUUCAACUUCUGCGAGGGCUCGGUGGGAGACGCCCAGCCAGACGUGGUGCAGCAGACCCUGACCGCUUUACCCGAGGGAUGGACUGUGUGCAUUUUGUCUGUGGUCUCAUCCAGUGUGUCCCUGACCGGCAGCCUGACCGAUGCCGACCACUUGGUCAUGUGUCGCCUCAGCAGUGGUCACAAGCCAGUCAUCAUCAAUCAGGCUAUGCAUACCGGUGGGCUGGGUUUAUCAGCCACCAGCCUCCUGGCGGAGUUUGACAGCAUCUUGGCCGAGAGCAAGCUGAGCGUGAAGGAGACAGACAAGAGAGCCUGGUGGACCUGCAGACAGCAGCUGGACCAGCGAAUGCAGGCCCUCACCGAGGCAAUGGAGGAGACUUUCUUGGGGCAGUGGAAGGGACUUCUGAUCGGAGCAAGGAAGUGCAAAGAGGAGAGACAGGCAAUGGAUAAGGCUGCCAAGAAGUUCAAGAGCCUGGUGGAGUCUGCCUGCCAGAGAACGGUGGACUCCCAGAUGUGUCAGUGCCUCCUGGAAUCAUGUCUGAAGCUCAGCAAGCUGCAGCUGAGCAGCGCCCUCGCCAGUUUGACCGGUCUCUCACCCGGCUCUGAGCAGCACUCCAGUCUUACGGCCUCUGUCAAGCAGCUGGCUGAAAAAUUGGCACCAACACCGCGCAGGGAACCAGUGAUUCUCAUUCUGGACAAGCAAAUCCAGCAGCUGCCUUGGGAGACCACCCCCAUCCUGAGGGAGAGCCCCGUCUGCCGGAUGCCCAGCUUGUACUUCAUCCUCUCCUGGCUCCGCAGGGCCAGCGGUACCCAGCUCACCUCCCCGACUUGCCUUUCCACUCCACCACCGAUAGACCCAUCCGAUGCCUUCUACGUCCUGAACCCGUCCAACGACCUUGCCAACACGCAGAAGACAUUCCAAAAGUGGUUUGAGAAGGAGAAUGGAUGGAAGGGUGUGGUCGCUAGACCACCCACAAAGGAGGAGUAUAGGUCUGCCCUCACAGACCACCAGCUCUUUGUCUUUUGUGGUCAUGGCAACGGGCGGGAAUUCCUGACAGGCGACGACAUCCAAAGACUGACGUGCCGUGCAACGAGCCUUCUGAUUGGUUGCAGCAGCGGCCGGCUCCACGUCACUGGUACCCAGGAGGCCAAUGGCAUGGUGCUGAACUACCUUGUAGCCGAAUGCCCAUGCCUGGUUGCCAACCUGUGGGACGUGACGGACCGCGACAUCGACCGCUUCCUGGAGCAGCUGCUGCGGUCCUGGCUGGACGGGGGAGGGAGUCUACUGGAUGGCAUGGCGGAAGCCAGGCAGGCCUGUAAGCUGCAGCACCUCAUCGGGUGCUCCCCGGUUGUGUACGGACUCCCUGUGUGCAUGCAAGAAGGGCCGCGGUAAGCCUUGUUGGUUCUCGUGAACACAUCACCCGCAGCAGUAAGCAUCGCCUUUAAAUGUAAGGUUUACUGAAGUUUACAUUUCAGCAAUAGUGUCAAUGAUUAAUUUGUGCAAAGUUGCUGAAGUGACCUGCGGUAUUUCUGCUAUCAUCAAUUGCUCAAGUUUCAAAGUAAAAUUGUUCAGCAUUUGUUACGGAGGAUUUCAUCCAAUGAGCUGUUGACCUAGUACAACUGUAUCUAUAAUACUUUGUUUUGUGCUCAAACUUUGGUAGAGUGCACGUUUCUUUUAAGGCCAGGAAUAGGCAAUUUAUGGUCGAGAUUGUAGUAAUGAUAAUAAAUAGAAGCUAAGCUAUCCAUUGCAGAGUAAGGAAAGGCUUGGUGCUUGUUCAAUCUUUUCUUGGUUUUUGAUCGUUUCAAAAAAUUGAAAUUAUUACGUUUCAUACAAUGGCCUCUAAUCCAAAACCUUGUAAUGAUGUCUGUGCAUAAAAAUAUAUAUUGCAUAGCGAUGUCCCCCUUGUCUUCUGGAGGAUUAGAAUGUUAAAAAUUACCAUCGACAGUGAAUUUGAGUGUCACUUGUAUUUAGCAUGAAAAUAAGGAAUGUGCUUUCUUCUCAAUGUUUGUUUCUGUUUUUGUUUUUCAAUCAAACACUCAGAAAAUCUUUCUGGUACUUCUGGUCAUGCCAAGAGACAUGGCAGUUCAGUAUUAUUUGUGAAGUCCUUUGUUAACAGCAUUUCUUGUUCAGACUUGCCUUGGCCUAAUCCAAUAGAACCCAAGCUUUCCACUGUUCACUGGUGUUUGACCUCGAAAAGUCCAUAGUUAUUCUCAAAAUCCUUGUUAAAUGUGUUUGUUUGUAGACGUUUCUUUUUUAAAGAUAUAAUUUUCCAAUUGUAAUACGUGUUCAAGAUAAUUCCUGAUGUGAGAUGCAUUUUUUUGUUUUGUAAAUUUGAAUGUAAAUGUUGCUGAUAAAAUGAAUAAAAAUGCUGUAAUUUAA